GCGGCUUACGAUACUCGUUGCUGUUAUAACUUCAACGUUAGGAGGAUAUACGAGAAAAAAUUAAACAACUUUAGCAUACUUUGUGUUAAAAUGUAUAAAAUAUAAAUAAAGUGUAGUGAAGUGACUGAGACUGAAAAGUGAAGUGUAGUAUCCGGGAUGUCGAGCGCACGGCGCGGUGUUGCCUACACCAUUGACAGUAUCCUCGGCCAUCGAGUCCCUAACAACGGUAAUGAUGGCGUGGAUAUGAAAAGCGAGAGCGUGCACUCAGACUCCGAGCAUGAACACGAGCAUGAUCAUGACCACGAGCAGGGCCAGGAGCGCGAACCAGAUAUUGACCCGAGCGCCGAACACACUGACCAUUUGGACAUGGAUGCUAAUAGACCACGCAAGCAGGUACGCCGCAGCCGGACCACGUUCACGACCUACCAGCUGCAUGAGCUGGAGCGCGCCUUUGACAAGACGCAGUACCCUGACGUCUUCACGCGUGAGGAACUUGCACUACGGCUGGAUCUCAGCGAGGCGCGUGUACAGGUGUGGUUUCAAAAUCGUCGCGCGAAGUGGCGCAAGCGAGAAAAGGCUUUAGGGCGCGAACAUGCUCCUUUCCUGCAUCAUGAUCACGGAGAAUGGGGCGGCGCCAGCGCACCAGGCGGUGAGUGGUGGUCGCUAGGACUCAGCGCAUUGCCUCCAGCGCCUUUGUGGCCUGAACCAGCAUUGGCUGCAUUACUCCACAGGUACGUCCUUCGUCUGCCGCCACCCGCCACUCACUCUCCAGUGCCACGAUCUCCGUCUCCUCUUCGCUCUCCGCCCCGCUCGCCGCUCCGCUCAGUAGGUACAGCCAGCGCACUAUCCGUUCCGCCAGAUGCGUUGCGGCUUCUACAUGAACGGUAUAAUCGCGUCCACACAUAACACCCGCACUCUGGCGCUUCUGAAACCGCCUCUAGGUAAACAACAUGAAGACACGAUAAUACAUAAUCAUCAUAAAACAUUUUUAAUAAAAAUGUUGCGGCUAAAGAUAUUAAAUUACUUAUAUUAACUGGUCACAAUUUAUAGUUUUAUUAUAUAUAUCUAAAAUAGACCUAUAAUUUUUCAUA
Messenger RNA from Pieris brassicae (large cabbage white), 1091 nucleotides. Its product is annotated as retinal homeobox protein Rx2-like. The coding region runs from base 157 to 906 and encodes 249 amino acids. Gene Ontology annotation, molecular function: DNA-binding transcription factor activity, RNA polymerase II-specific; RNA polymerase II transcription regulatory region sequence-specific DNA binding. Gene Ontology annotation, biological process: regulation of transcription by RNA polymerase II. The transcript has 6 exons. The record is from RefSeq and is a predicted model, not a curated record. Lineage: Eukaryota; Metazoa; Arthropoda; Insecta; Lepidoptera; Pieridae.